Cladocopium goreaui is the source of this 2591-nucleotide messenger RNA. The record is from the annotation of a GenBank genome assembly. NCBI's taxonomy places the organism in Eukaryota, Dinophyceae, Suessiales, Symbiodiniaceae.
AUGGAAUCCUUGAUCGGCUUGCUGGAUGUGAAGGGUCAGGAGUUGCAGUCCUCCUUCACAUACCUGGAACGGGUGCGGAUACGGAUGGGAAGUGAAGCUACAGAACGCACGCACUUUGCGGUCAUAAAAGGUAGCUGGGGUCGGGUUGAUACUGCUUUGCCAGCAUAUUCUCACAUGUUGCAGAUCAUGAGCCAGCUCAACAAGAUGUUGACAGCUCAGAGUGGCUAUGGUGCUUUGUCCCGCGCUCAGAUGUGUCAGUGUCACCGCACCAGCGGCCAAUGCUUGAGCCGCAGCCCAGUGACCGUCGUGACUUCGGCAGUGCCCACUGUGGUGAUUUCCGUGCCGGGACGUUCGGAGCAGGAGGAGAGCAACUUGGACAGGAUUAAGGUGGCAGAGCAGUGGAAAGCCAGCGAGUCCAACCAGGAAUCCACCAAGUCCGACAGAGACAAGGUUGAGGAGUUCACACUGCACCGUGCAGUGGAGAAGCUCCGGGUCUUCUACCGAGUGAUGCAAGUGGCAGCCUUCACCUUCUUUGGCGGAAACCUGGUUGGAAUGCUAAGUGAAAUCCUGUGGCGCAGCCUUCCAGCAGGGCGUGUGACGGAAGGUGUUGUGUCCGGGAUUUCCGCUGUGGGUUGGUUUCUGACCACCUCGACAACCGUGGUGAUCCUGUCCAGCUGCCCCAUUGACGAGCUUGACUUCGAUAUCUUCGUCUCUUCGAGACCUGCGGUGUGCUUAGCUCUGGGCGUCGCUUUGGCGUUUCCUAGUGGCACCCGGCUCUUCGAAUUUCCUGUGCCCCGAUACCUGGGCCUCGCGGCGUCCCUGGCCAUGAUGAUCCACGGCCUCCUGGCCCUGAAGUGCUGCCAGCGCUGCCAGCGCUGCCAGCGCUGCCAGCGCCAGGCCCGGCGCGGCGUGGAGCGCUGGUUGCCAUCCUUCUGUACACUGUUGGAGCUAUGGUUUUUUGACGUGAUCGCAUCAUCCACAGUCAAUGAGGUCGCGCUGGACGAGCCAACGUUGAUCACAAACGUUUGGCUGGCAGCGCAUGCAUCCCUAGCCCUUGGGCUAUUUAUUUGGAUGCGUUGUGUCAAGACACAGGCAACACUACGGCUCUUUGCUGCUGCCUACAUGUCCGUCAGCUGGGGAAGCAGUUUCUACGGCUGCAGAGCAGUGGACAUGGCGCUGGGGCACAAGCAAUUUGAAGAAGGACGACAACUGGAUAUAGCCAUUGGUGCAGCAAUUGCCUUUUCAUUUGUGCAGCUUUUCCCGCUGCUGGUGGUCUUUGCCGUGGGACGAAAAUGGCUCUUCAAGCAGUUAGCUACCUGGCUGGACCAUUACCGUAGCCUACAGCUUCAAGAUGGCGCCUUUAUGGCGAUGCUGUUGGAUUCCUAUGUGGUAGAAGUGGGCCAGCCUUGGUGGUUGACCAAGGACGAGUUGGCCCUGGCCACCUCCUUCUCCCUGUCCAGCUCCUUCCCUGCGCAGCUGCACUCGGACUUUGUCUUGGGGUACGUCAAAGAGGUCUCAGACGACGGCCGGAGCUUCAUGGUGCAGCUGGGCCCCGAGACCAACGCGCACGCCGCGCACGCCGCGCACGCCGAGUCGGCGCUGGGCUGGCGGAUCGAGCGGCAGCAGCAGGCCUUGCCGUGGCCCGAGCUUUUGAAGCUGGGUCGUAAGAACCUCCUUUGCUGCGAUUGGACGGCGCAAGCCGCUGAGCUCUGGCGCCCGAAUGGCCCCGCCGGGGUUCAGCUGUCCAGACCUGUGAUGCGCGGGGAAACUAUCGAUUAUUUUGUAUCACACUCUUGGUCCGACAGUCCGGAGCAGAAGUGGCGCGCCCUGCAGUUGGUGGCUGACAGUUUCUGUCGGCAUCACGGAAGAUAUCCCACUUUUUGGGUUGACAAAUUCUGUAUUGAUCAGCGAGCCCUGGCAGAUGGUUUGCGAGUUUUACCCGUCAAUGUGAUGUCGUGCCGAAAGGUGCUGUGUCUUUGCGGAAAGACAUUUCCCCGACGUCUGUGGUGUGCCUGGGAACUCUGCGUGUUGCUGUCUUUUACCUCCAUGGAACAAGCCAUGAAGCAGCUGGUGGUGGUAUCACUGAGCAACGAGGCCCUCAAGCAGCUGGCUCAUUUCGAUUGCUCCAACUCUGGUUGUCACGACCCCAACGAAGAGUACCGCUUGCGGCGGGUGAUCGACGCCAUUGGCAAGGAACGAUUUGAGAACAAGAUCCGAACACUGGGUCAAUUGAUUCUGGACCGCGAGACUGGCGGUGCGCAAGGUUUGCUGGUGCCCGAUGUGCCUGGCAUCAACCUGGCCGAUAGUUUCAGCCCCGGCAUGGCGCAGUCGAGCUGCUCUGGCUCGGUGGAGCCUGGUUUGGACGGUGAGGAGGAUCCUAUGGUGCAAAUCAGCUUCUAAUUUGUCUUUAUUUCUUGAACCCGGAAGCCGAGCCGGUUGGCAACUGAUGGUGCUCUUCCGGUUUUGAUGUGGUCUUAGCAUUUCUUAUCCAUCCUGGUGCCUGAUGCCAAGCAUCUCUUAGGCACCCAAUAAUGCUUAUUGGUGAUGCACACCCUUGCUGGACGGGGCUGAAGAUGGCUGAAGUAUACCAC